Molecule: messenger RNA, 4716 nt
Organism: Ceratina calcarata
Lineage: Eukaryota; Metazoa; Arthropoda; Insecta; Hymenoptera; Apidae
Product: hemicentin-2
Exons: 9
Coding region: 1357-3921 (854 amino acids)
Molecular function (GO): protein binding
Source: RefSeq, a predicted model, not a curated record
CGGUUUCUCCUUAAAGUUCAACGUAAUCGUGAUGAAUGGAGGAUAAAAGCUGGGACUGUUUGAGUAAUCAAGUGUAAUUAGAUACGAUCGAAUACUUUAUUAGAAAUGAUUAUCCUCGACUUUCAAGCGUUUCGAUAAAGCUCUUAAUUGUGAAUAAGAAUUUAGUGAACGACCCUGAACUACUUCGAAGACCAGUGAUUUAAAUGUUUAGUCAAGGACGAAAUUGUAAGAAGAAAUUCUUGUUAAUUAUCCUGUGACGUAUCUCGCAAAUACAUAAAGUGACCGAAUCUAACGUUUCAUCAUUAAAUUCUCUUCGGACUCAUAAGAGAAUAAAUCUAUUUAAAAAGUAACGAAGAUAGAACCGACCGGUCGGCGAGAUGUGAAUAUAUUUCCCAGGUGGAAGUCUUUAGUUUCACUUGAGUAAUUUCCGUCGCGAGGAAACUACUGAAAUAGUCUCAUCGGAUGUAAGUUCUCACCGGAUGUGAAACAACUCGAACGCGUUAUGAUGUACCAUGAAGCCGGGGCUCUGACGACAGCGUACGCACCCUACGACGCGAUAGCAUCUGAUGGAUCCUAAAUGACAUCGGUUAGGUUCGGCGUUAUCGUCAGCGACAUCGUCGAGGGCGUCUAUUUGUAUCGCAACGGACUCGACGUCCCACGCGAACUAGCGAGCCAGCUAAAAAAGACCGGCGUUAUGUCAUUAUCGGUGAACGAUGACGGAAAGCCAUGUGAGGCGUAGCCGCGUAUGAAGCGGGCGUUAAUGGACCGUGAGCGGAGUGUAGGACUGGCACGAUCGAGUAGCUCCGUUAAUAACGGCGAAGACGUUUUCGCGCGGAGAAGGGGUGGGACUUUAAAAAAAGCACGGACACCCCUCGCCGAGACACAUUCUUCCACGGCCGUUUCGUGAAUGAAUCAUCCACGUCCAUGCGUUGUCGUACGUCAGUUUUGACGCGCGGGCGUGAUUAUAAAGGAUUAUUCGCGGUUACUCAUCGUUAGGUCGGUGAUCAGUUAUCAGCGUCGACGUUGACGCUGUUCGUGUCAUCCGGUUGAUGAAAAAAGUUCGCAGCUACGGGUACCGCAGUGUGAAGUUACAAGGAAAGUAGCGAGUGCACUGUGAAGUUCGCGCGACGGCGUGCCACAACGGGUACGUAGCUGUCGAGAAGACGAGAGAGGAAGGGAGAGAGGGGGCGAGAAUCGGUUCUGAAAGCGGAGUUUCGAGCUAUCAGAGAAUUAGAUUCCCUGGGAACUUAUCGGCCAUCUCGGGCAACUUGCUAUCCUGGAGUUAAAGACGGAGAUAUCCGAGCAGGGGACUUGCCAGGACUACUCGUCCUUCGUUCGGACGCAUAAAGUCCCAGGAUGAAGGGGAUGCUUCUAGUAAUGAGCACGAUGGUUUGGUUUGUCGCGGCGGAAGUUUUCCUUGGCGACGUCGACGAGCCGAUACCGAUGCUGGAGAUAUCGGCGGUGGCUGGUUUCAAAGCUAAAAUACCUUGCGACAUCGAUCCGGGGAAUAAACGGGAGGCGGUGAGCAUGGUUUUUUGGUACAAAGACCAGAGGGAUGGCGAGCCGAUAUACAGGGUGGACGCUCGCAGAUCGAUAGAUCAAGCGAGCCUUUGGUCGGAUCCAAACAUAUUCGGUGAAAGGGCGACCAUGAAGAUGAGGCCGGCGAAAUUGGAGAUUGAUCCUUUGGAGGCGGCCGACGCCGGGGUGUACAGAUGCAGGGUGGAUUACAAAAAUAGUCCGACGCGAAAUCAGAAGGUUAACCUCACGGUGAUAGUGCCACCGAACAAGCCUGUGAUUUACACCAGCGACGGCCGAAAUUUGGCGAAGGUAUCGCAGCCCUUCAACGAGGGUAGCGAAUUGUCGUUAUUGUGCGAGGUGAUCGGGGGUUCGCCGCCGCCGAAAGUCACGUGGCACUUCGAGGGCGAAAUGCUGAACGACACGUACACGUACACGUUAGAGCAUGGACACAUUACGAUAAAUCGUCUCGAUAUCUCGAACGUCACCAGAAACUUUCUCCACGCGAAGCUGAUUUGCCAAGCGAGGAACACGCAUCUGUUGGCUCCUGUGACUUCCGAGAUUAUUUUGGAUAUUAAUCUGAAACCGUUGAUAGUGAAUAUCACUAAUAAAAGGGCGCAUUUGUCGGCGCUGAGUACGUAUGACAUCGAAUGCGUCAGUUCGGGUUCCAGGCCAAAGGUUGUAAUCACGUGGUGGAAGGGAAUCCAUCAAGUCAAAUACAUGGCUAAAAUUUUUGAAGAUAGUUCGAACAUCACGAGAAGUGUGCUGAGUUACGUGCCGACCAUGGGGGAUGAUGGAAAACACUUGAUCUGCCGGGCGGAAAAUUCGGUUUUGUCCAACAGUGCUUUGGAAGAUAGAUGGCGGCUGCUAGUGUUCUACGCACCGAAAGUGACAAUCAGACUGGGUUCGAAUCUAAAGGCGAACGACAUAACCGAGGGCAACGACGUCUACUUUGAAUGCAAGGUUCAAGCGAAUCCGGAGGCGUACAAGCUUGUAUGGUACAAAGACGGAAAGGAGCUGUAUCAAAACGCGACUGCUAGAAUUUUUCUUCCCAGCGGACAAUCUUUGGUUUUGCGAAGCGUGACUAGAAACUCUGCCGGCGAAUAUUUCUGCAUGGCGGUGAACGACGAAGGGAAAUCUACCAGCGAAUCGAUCAAGUUGGAUAUAAUGUACGCUCCGAUUUGCAUCUCGUCCACCCAAGUGGUGGGCGCCUUGAAGCACGAAACGAUUUCGCUGGUGUGCGGCGUACAGGCGAAACCGCCACCGACGACGUUUCACUGGACCUUCAACAAUUCUGGUGAACUGAUGAACGUGCCGGCUGACAGGUUCACGCAGGCGAAGCCGCUCAGCGUGAUCACCAAUCAUUGGAACGGGUCCAGGUUGAAUUACACGCCGGUGAGCGACAUGGACUACGGCACGGUUGCCUGCUGGGCGGAAAACCGGAUAGGAGUGCAGAAGACGCCCUGUCUUUUCCAGAUAAUAGUCGCCGGGAAACCGUAUCCCCUGCAAAACUGCACGGCCGUGCAGUCCACCGGCCCGUACGCAUAUCGAAUAAGUCAUGAGGACUUCAAAGCCACCGACUCGAGAGACGCGGACUGGUUGAUCGUCAGAUGCUCGGAGGGAUUUGACGGCGGUUUGCCGGUAACCAACUACGAGCUGGAGGUGUACAGUGAGGAGAACGUUUAUCCCGUCAAUACCUUCUACCCAAACCACACGGAAAGAUCUAGCUCGCCUGGUCCGGUUUUUGAGAUUCCUGGUUUGGAACCCGGUCGUAAAUAUAGGCUCCAUCUGUACGCUGUCAACGCAAAGGGUCGGAGCGAUCCCGUGGUGCUCGAACCGGUCACGCUGAAAGCGGUCGCCAUGUACACCACCGAUCGGGGAACCUCCGACGACGGCACGGACUACAGCCUCUUGGUGGCCUGUUUCGCAGGCGGCGUGACAGCCGUGUGCAUUCUGAUCGUCGGGAUAACGCUGACCCUGUAUCGUCGCAACCAUCCGAUGCAACCGAUCAAGACCCACACGGUAGUGCAGUACGGGAACAAGGAGGGCAGAGUGGUGAUCACGCCGUUGAGCAAAGAAUCUCGGGACGAGCUGAAGGGGCAACUGGGCAACGAUACGGCGGACGACGAUCCGGACGUGAUUCCAAACAAGACUGACAAGAGGCCGGACAUCUUCGAGCCGAAUUACGAGAUUUUAAACAGGUCGAAAGAUUUCACACUUCUCGAGGAACGCGAUUACCCGUCGCCGUCGUCGAUGGUGUACGCCAAGGACUCGUGGAUCUAUCCGAACGGUUACGUGGAAAAAGUAGAGAAGAGUCUCAGCCCGUUGCGACCUAGCACGCUCCCGGUUCAUCGUAGCCACGAUAUCUACACGAGGAGUUCGCGCCUCCAAGAAAGCUGUAUAUAAAAUCCUAAACGUCCCUCGAUGUCAUAAUUGGAUCAUGGAACUUUGAACAUAUCAGCUGUCUUUGUCAUCAGAAGAUCGGUUUGGAUCCUAUUAUAUCUGCUCCAUACGAUGUAGCCUUCUCUGUUGUACAGAUAAAUGUACAUGCGUUUCAUACUUCAAUGUUUGCGAGAAUAUGGGAUAAUUUCAUUUUCCAAGUACGGAACAGUUUUAGUGGAAUAACGUGUUAAAACGACAGAUCUUCGUUUGUCAGUUGUAUGCAAAAUUCUGGACUCGCUGUUAAAGGCGAGUCGAAUGAAACGCAGCAAAAGAGCGACAAAAGGCUCACUGUCAUCGUUCAAAUUCGAGAUUGCGACUCAUGCCAAAGCGUCAAACAUGAUAAACGACGUUUGUAAAUAGACAAUAAGUAUCAAUUAAGAUUCCUGUCCGAACUAUCGAGAAUCUUGUUCUUAUUUUGUCACCUAGACUUUAACGUUAAUCGUAAACGUGGAUGUAAUGUAUAAAAAUCGAGAAUACAGAAGGAAUCAUUUCGUUCGUCACGGCAAACUGUACAUAGACAAUAAAUUUGCGUGUUCCCUGAAUGUUCGUCUCCCAAUCAUUCCCGUACUACCGAUCUCAUCGUCAGUACCGUGGUCAGUUUCGUGUUGAACAUUGUUUCGUGAGAAUACUUGAUGUACCGUGUGCGAAGAUGAGCGCGUUUCACCUGGCGAACGCGUGAAUGCUUGUUUAACCGAUCGAAGCUUUUAACGAGCAUUUAAACGUUUGUAUAUAUGGAUAAUAAACCUCGUUGUUUAAUAA